Molecule: messenger RNA, 3674 nt
Organism: Pundamilia nyererei
Lineage: Eukaryota; Metazoa; Chordata; Actinopteri; Cichliformes; Cichlidae
Gene: asap2a
Product: ArfGAP with SH3 domain, ankyrin repeat and PH domain 2a
Exons: 29
Coding region: 465-3398 (977 amino acids)
Biological process (GO): positive regulation of GTPase activity
Cellular component (GO): cytoplasm
Molecular function (GO): GTPase activator activity; protein binding
Source: RefSeq, a predicted model, not a curated record
UCCCCUCCUCUACCUUUGUCAGUUCCUUGCGCUCCCGUUGAAACGCCUGGUUGUUGUUUCCCGGGGCUUGGAGGAAGGAGAAGUUACCUCUGCUCUGCUGCAGGUUUUCGGGACACCGAGAGAGGACAGCGGGAUCUGCCGAGGAAGCUUUUCUUUCCCCUGUGACCACCCGGCUGGCCGUUAAACUGAAUGGAGUAGCGGGAUAAAAAGGCAGGAGGGAUUUAACCUUAUCCAUCACCUUGUAAAGCACGGCGCGGUGAGAGCGGCAACGUGCAGCACUGCUGCGCUGGAUUGUGUAGGGAGCAAACAAGGGAAUAACACAAACAGAGAUGGUUUACUACCCGCAGGGACCUUCACACACACCACUGCUGCUACUGCUCCUCUGAACUUUUCAGUCCUAGAAGUGCGCAGACGAGAAGGGGGUUAAGAAAAAGGGGCUCGUUCUUAUCAGCAAGAAGGGAUUAAUGAUGCCGGACCAAAUCACAGUUGCAGAGUUUGUGGCAGAGACCAAUGAAGAUUACAAAUCGCCGACCGCCUCUAACUUCACCACCAGGAUGUCCCAGUGUAGAAAUACAGUGGCUUCCCUGGAGGAGGCUCUGGAUGUGGAUCGCAGCGUGCUGUACAAGAUGAAGAAGUCUGUGAAAGCUAUCUACACGUCUGGGCUAGCACAUGUAGAAAAUGAGGAGCAGUACACUCAGGCCCUGGAGAAGUUUGGAGAAAACUGUGUGUACAGAGACGAUCCUGAUCUGGGCUCAGCUUUCCUCAAGUUCUCCGUCUUCACCAAGGAGCUCACAGCGCUUUUCAAAAACCUUUUCCAAAACAUGAACAACAUCAUCACCUUCCCUCUGGACAGCCUGCUGAAAGGAGACCUGAAGGGUGUCAAAGGGGAUCUGAAAAAGCCCUUCGACAAAGCCUGGAAGGACUACGAAACAAAAGUCACCAAGAUAGAAAAGGAAAAGAAGGAGCAUGCGAGACAGCAUGGGAUGAUUAGGACGGAAAUCAGCGGGGCAGAAAUCGCUGAAGAGAUGGAGAAAGAGAGAAGAUUCUUCCAGCUGCAGAUGUGUGAGUAUCUCCUCAAAGUCAAUGAGAUCAAGAUCAAGAAGGGGGUGGAUCUGCUGCAGAACCUCAUCAAGUAUUUCCACGCACAGUGCAAUUUCUUUCAGGACGGUCUAAAAGCUGUGGACAACCUCAAACCUUCCAUAGAGAAGCUGGCCACAGAUCUGCACACGAUAAAGCAGGUGCAGGACGAGGAGAGGAAGCAGCUGGCUCAGUUACGAGACGUCCUCAAGUCAGCGUUACAGGUGGAGCAGAAGGAGUCCAGAAGAGAUUCACAGGUGCGUCAGAGCACCACCUACAGCCUGCACCAGCCGCAGGGCAACAAGGAGCACGGCACCGAGCGCAGCGGGUACCUUCACAAGAAAAGUGAUGGGUUGAGGAAAGUGUGGCAGAAGAGGAAGUGUACAGCGAAGAAUGGAUUCCUCACCAUCUCACACGGCACAGCUAACCGGCCACCAGCUAAACUCAACCUGCUCACCUGCCAGGUGAAACACAAUCCUGAAGAGAAGCGGAGUUUUGACCUCAUAUCACAUGACAGAACGUAUCACUUUCAGGCCGAGGACGACCAGGACUGUCAGAUCUGGAUCUCGGUGCUACAGAACAGUAAGGAGGAGGCGUUAAAUCAGGCUUUUAAAGGGGACCAUCAUGUCGGCGAGAACAACAUCGUGCAGGAGCUGACCAAGGCGAUACUGGGGGAAGUCAAGCGGAUGAUAGGAAAUGAUGUUUGCUGUGACUGCGGAGCCCCGAACCCGACAUGGCUAUCCACCAACCUGGGCAUCCUCACCUGCAUUGAAUGCUCAGGGAUACACAGGGAGCUGGGAGUCCACUACUCGCGGAUCCAGUCCCUCACACUGGAUGUACUCAGCACCUCAGAGCUCUUGCUGGCCAAGAAUGUGGGGAAUGUAGGCUUUAAUGAAAUCAUGGAGGCUUGUUUAAGCGCUGAAAACGUGGUGAAACCCAACCCGGCCAGUGACAUGCAGGCGAGGAAAGACUUCAUCACAGCCAAAUACACGGAGAAACGUUUCGCCAAGAAGAAGUGUCCGGAUGCGACGUCGCGGCUCCACACGCUGUGCGACGCAGUGAAGGCCCGAGACAUCUUCUCCCUCAUCCAAGUCUACGCUGAGGGGGUGGACCUCAUGGAGCCCAUUCCUCUGGCCAACGGGCAUGAACAAGGAGAGACGGCUCUUCAUCUAGCGGUGAGGCUGGUGGACAGAACGUCCCUUCACAUCGUCGACUUCCUCACUCAGAACAGUUUAAAUUUGGAUAAGCAGACAGCCAAAGGCAGCACAGCGCUGCACUACUGCUGCCUGACUGACAACAGUGAAUGUCUGAAGCUGCUGCUGCGGGGGAAAGCCUCCAUAGAGAUUGCUAAUGAGGCCGGGGAGACACCGCUGGAUAUCGCUCGAAGGCUCAAACACCUACAGUGUGAGGAGCUGCUGAACCAAGCACUGGCAGGAAAAUUCAACGCCCACGUCCACGUCGAGUAUGAAUGGUGCCUGCAGCACGAAGACCUGGAUGAGAGCGACGAGGAUCUGGAUGAGAAGCCGAGCCCCCAUCGGAGAGACGAGCGACCGGUCAGCUGUUACACCCCGAGCAGUAACUCCCACCACGUACAGUCCGGCCUCGGCUCCGCCGGCCGUGAAGCUAAGGACAAGCAGCGCCUCUUCAUGCCCAACCUGGUCAACAACGAGACUUACGGCACCAUAGUCAACACAAACCCCCCUCAGCCCACCACCAACUCUGCUCCACCUCUGCCCCCGAGGAACCUGGUCCAGUUGUCCGGCCCGGGAGGCUCAGCGUCCAGCCCCUGGAAGCCCAGUCCUUUAGACCUGACUGGCCGACAGAGGUCGUCCUCAGACCCCCCUAACAUGCAUCCUCCGCCGCCGCCCAUGAGGCUCACUUCCACUGGAGCUCUGGGUCUUCCUACUGCGAUGAAGAUGGACUCCAUGAGCAAGUCGGGUCAGGGGCCACUGGGGUCCCGGGCGGUGCCACCUAAAUCUCCCGCAGGAAAUGAUAAAAGCUUCAGCAGAGGGCCCCUAAAUCGAACAGAAUCUAAAGAAAGAGCAUCUAAGGAACUGCCAGGAUGCCCUCAGAACUCCAUAGGUCAGUCUCUGCCUCCAGCCCCCAUGCCGAGGAAAGCAUACCCAAAGCAGAGGCCAAAGCGAGUGAAAGCAAUCUACAACUGUGUAGCCGACAACCCCGAUGAGCUGACCUUCUCCGAGGGCGAGGUGAUCGUGGUGGACGGAGAGGAGGACCAGGAGUGGUGGCUGGGCCACAUCGAAGGCGAGCCAAUGAGAAGAGGCGCCUUCCCCGUUACGUUUGUGCACUUCAUCGCCGACUGAAAUCCGGGACUCGGGAAGUAUCACACGUCCCACUAUCACCGACAAAACAUCCACCAUCGCCCCAGUGUUUGCAGUCGACGUCAUCGGCACCAUCAUCACCAUCUCCGCUGGCGUCUUGAGCGAGCUCGUUCAAGCGUCACUGCUGCUCCAGCGAGUCUGGGUGUCACAGGGGACUCAUCGGACUCUGUGGUUUUAAUGCUUGCAGUUAAAAAAGGAAAAACAAAACAAAGAUGAUUGUAGUGAAUGUCCUCUCGCAAUAAAUGCACUUUUCUUGUC